This is a messenger RNA of Mus musculus (house mouse), 2147 nucleotides long. RefSeq names its product cilia and flagella associated protein 418 (gene Cfap418). The transcript has 3 exons. NCBI's taxonomy places the organism in Eukaryota, Metazoa, Chordata, Mammalia, Rodentia, Muridae. The record is from RefSeq and is a predicted model, not a curated record. Bases 367 to 774 code for a protein of 135 amino acids. Gene Ontology annotation, cellular component: ciliary base; cytoplasm; photoreceptor inner segment.
AGAGAGGCUGUUGGGGUGGAAAGAGAGACUGUUUGUGAUCAGGCGCCGGAGCGGAGCGGGAGAGGUGAAGGGCAAAGCGGGCCCACAGGCUGCGUGGACGGCAAGGGAAGCGCUCCGGGCACGCAGGACCCACCGACAACAUCCGCGGCGGCCGGCCUCAGCGGGUCCCCGGGCCUCGGGACCCCCUGCCACCGCGAGUGCGCGCCCGUCAGCGCCGCGGCAGCGCGCGCGCCCCCCGAGUCGCCCGGAGGUUUGCGCAGGCGCGGAAGGUUGUGGGGAACCCGCUCCCGGGCGCGUCGGUUUCUCGCGUUGCCGUGGAAACCACCGGCCAGCGAGGCUCGGGAGAGAAAGACGCGUCUGUUCAAGAUGGCGAAGGACCUGGACGAACUUCUGGAUGAAGUCGAGACCAAGUUCUGCAGACUCGACCCCUUGAGGCUGGACCUGGGUGAGCGGCCCAAAGGCGACGGCGGCGGCGGCUCGCACAGCGGCGACCGGAACGGAGCCCAGGAGAAAGAAACUCUCAGAGCAUGUGACCGACUGCGUUGUGUAGCCUGUGAUUUCCGGAUAGUGAGCUACAAUGACUAUAUGUGGGACAAGUCAUGUGACUACCUGUUCUUCAGAAACAACAUGCCAGAAUUCCACAAACUCAAAACAAAAUUGAUCGAGAAGAAAGGAGCACGGGCAUAUGCCUGCCAGUGUAGCUGGAGAACUGUUGAAGAACUCACUGACCUGCAGACAGAUCAUCAGCUUCGCUGGGUGUGUGGUAAACACUGAGAGUGCAGACAGCGGCACCUGUGAGAACAAGUUCCGGGUACCAGCUUGGGUACCAGUGCACAGCAGUAUUGUGCGCGCUGGGAAAAGGCAACAAAUGCUGUGUAACCACACAUGUCUGAAGACCAAAUGGACUGGAAAAGGCAUGCGUACUGUGACACCUUGGCAUUCUUCCUUUCGACGUGGACAUUUUACUUAGGUUAAAAUAUCUGCGUUUGCCAGCAUAUCACCUUUUAGGGACUGAAAUAGUGACAUCCCGUGCAGAUUUACAGCUUUUUUAUAGCAACUGCCAUACUGACUGCUAAUGCACUCUAAAAUGUUCCUCAUGUGUCAUCGUUGUUAAAGAAUACCCACUGGCAUGGCAGAGAGGUCAUUGUAUAUGAGUGUUCAUGGCUCUUCCUAUUCUGAUCCAUCAUUGUCUGAGACUAUAAGUUGAACAUGACAGAAAAGCAGAUGACCAUUGGUUAACUGAGGAGUUGGCAAGAAUACAGGAACAUUGUAACCCUGCCUUUUAUGUAUCUCAUCUUGCCUCACCAACUCAAUUCAGUAUUAUGCAUAAUAGUAAUAAUGAUGUUACCAGUUUUAGUGUAUUUCCUCCUUUGCUCACUGAAAUAGCAAAAGUUGUUAGUUUUCUAUUAGCAAACAUAUAUAUAUACAUAUAUAUGUUUUGAUGCAACUAAAGUUACUAAAAUCCUAAAAAUAAGUCGUUGUUAGACUUUUCAAGUAUACUCCAUAACUCUAAAUGAGCAGCAGUAAGAUGACUUUCAGACAACCUGUAUACUUUCUAAUAGUAUCAGGUUGGCCCAUUCUUUAUUGAAGCAUAAAGAACCAAUGGGUAGCUCGUGGGCUCCUGUGAUAUCACUGAGAUGGGAGGAACUGUAUCAUACAUAGUAACGUUCAAGAAAUGCAUUGCCUCAGUUUUACCUCCCAGCCCCAUAGACAUUUCAGGGCUUUUCUAGUCUGCUAGAGUUCUUUUCUGUGUGACCAUUUCCUGUGUGUGUAUUACUUAAGUGUGUGACACUGGGCACUCUGAAAGGAAGUACAUUUUAGCCCAGAUAUGAUCUGCUUGCUUUUCAGUUAACUCCAUUCUUGCCACCAAGCAAAUCCUCUGAGUGCUAAAAGCUUUUUCCUAGGCUAGGGUCUAGCUUGGCAAUAGAGUACUUGCAUUGCAUGUACAAGACCCUAAAUUUAUUCCCAGUGGUACAAAAGAAAAAAGAAAGACAGAGAGGCAAGCUUUUCCUCACCAUGACACAUUUAUGUACUUAAAAAAAACUUUAAUUGCAGCAAAAGAGAUCUCAAAGUGGCUGAUGCUCAAGUUUUUGUAUUAAGAUUAUUUGCAAAUUUUAUCUUUCAAUAAACCAAUUUACUCCUCAAAA